GAAAAUGUUACGCUCAGGCAGUAUUUGCAUUUCUUCUGUUGUUUUUCUUUCUUUAAUAUUUCUUUUUAGUUUAUAAAUAGUAAAAUUAAUUCACUGAUGCUUUGGAUGCCAUGACAUUAACCUUGCUGGUUUUAUUGCUUCCAUUCACACUUCAACUUUGGAGACACAUCGACAUCGGCAAAUGUUUAUUCCAGGCAGCUUUUAGACAAGUAACGAAAUAAGAAAUAAGACAGUUCUAACAUUGAAGGUCCUUUGUCAUAAAUGAAGUAUGUCUACCAAUGAUCAGAGAUGUUUCAAACAUGGGGUCUCGUCAACACAUUGUCGAACAUAUCGUGAUCAGGCAUUUCAAACGUCAGCAUAUACUUGUGAGAAACCUUUUCGAUGUGGGAUGUGUUUAAAGUGUUUCUCAUGCAAGAGUAAGAUUAAGCAGCAUAUAAGGAUCCACACCGGUGAACGACCAUAUCAGUGUGAGGUGUGCAGAAAGUGUUUUCGUCUGAGUUACAGCUUGAAAUCUCACAUGUUAGUACACAAUGGAGUCAAGAAUUUUAAAUGUAAAGUUUGUGAAAAACAUUUUUCUUAUGGUUCCGCCUUGAAAAGUCAUAUGUUGUUUCACACUGAUGUUAAAUCUUUCCAAUGUGAGGUGUGUGCAAAAUGUUUCUCACAAAGUGGCCAUUUGAAAGGGCAUAUGUUGGUUCACACUGGUAUUAAACUUUUCAAAUGUGGGGUGUGUGCAAAAUCUUUCUCACGCAGUGGCGAUUUGAAAUCACAUAUGUUGGUUCACACUGGUGUUAAAUCUUUUCAAUGUGAGGUGUGUGCAAAAUGUUUCUCAUACAGUUACAACUUGAAGCGGCAUAUGUUGAUUCACACUGGUGUUAAACCUUUCAAAUGUGAGGUGUGUGCAAAAUUUUCCUCACACAGUGGCGAUUUGAAAAAUCAUAUGUUGUUUCAAACUGGUGUUAAAUCCUUUCAAUGUGAGGUAUGUUCAAAAUGUUUCUCACACAGCGGCGAUUUAAAUGAGCAUAUGUUGGUCCACACUGGUGUUAAACCUUUCAAAUGUGAGGUGUGUGCAAAACGUUUCUCACACAGUGGCGAUUUGAAAAAACAUAUCUUGGUUCACACUGGUGUUAAAUCUUUUCAAUGUGAGGUGUGUGCAAAAUGUUUCUCACUCAGUAACAACUUGAAACGGCAUAUGUUGAUUCACACUGGUGUUAAACCUUUCAAAUGUGAGGUGUGUGCAAAAUGUUUCUUACACAGUGGCCUUUUGAAACAGCAUAUGUUGAUUCACACUGGUGUUAAACCUUUCAAAUGUGAGGUGUGUGCAAAAUGUUUCUCACACAGUCGCAGUUUGAAACAACAUAUGUUACUUCACACUGGUGUUAAAUCUUUUCAAUGUGAGGUGUGUGCAAAAUGUUUCUCACAGAGUUGCAACUUGAAACGACACACGUUGAUUCACACUGGUGUUAAAUCUUUUCAAAUGUGAGAUGUGUGCAAAAUGUUUCUCACACAGUGGCAGUUUGAAAAAUCAUGUCGUUUCACACUUGUGUUAAAUCUUUUCAAUGUGAGGUGUGUGCAAAAUGUUUCUCACACAGUGGCAGUUUCAAACAUCAUGUCGUUUCACACUGGUGUUAAAUCUUUUUAAAGCUA
Molecule: messenger RNA, 1644 nt
Organism: Gigantopelta aegis
Lineage: Eukaryota; Metazoa; Mollusca; Gastropoda; Neomphalida; Peltospiridae
Product: zinc finger protein 235-like
Exons: 2
Coding region: 269-1480 (403 amino acids)
Biological process (GO): regulation of transcription by RNA polymerase II
Molecular function (GO): RNA polymerase II cis-regulatory region sequence-specific DNA binding; DNA-binding transcription factor activity
Source: RefSeq, a predicted model, not a curated record